Messenger RNA from Cololabis saira (Pacific saury), 1323 nucleotides. Its product is annotated as mucin-2. The transcript has 3 exons. Bases 123 to 1307 code for a protein of 394 amino acids. NCBI's taxonomy places the organism in Eukaryota, Metazoa, Chordata, Actinopteri, Beloniformes, Belonidae. The record is from RefSeq and is a predicted model, not a curated record.
UGAACCUCGGAGCCGAACCGGAGCCGCUCACAGAUCAGGAAGUAGAUGCUGACUUCACAUCAGUUCAGCGUGUGUGUGUGUGUGUGUGUGUACCCACUCUUGUCUCUGUCAGUGUGUAAAGUAUGUGGUGUGUGUCCAUCUCGCCCCCCCAGCCCACCAGCAUGUUCCCGUGUCCGUCACCGCCCCCUCUGAGCCCGUCAUGGCUCCUUCAGCUCCUCCUCCUGCUGCUUCUCUUCACUGACCCCGCCCUCACAGUGGGACGAGAGGAACCCGUCUCGAUCUCUCCACCAACCCCGACCAACUGCUUCAAGUGUAACGAUACUGUCAUCAAAGAUGAAAUAGGAGAUUCUUCAAACCCGUCUAGGAAUCAAUCUUCGUCUUCUGUCCCUCUGACCAACUCCACCUUACAGCCAGUCCCAACCUCUCAACACGUCCCUUCAUCCAACACCAUCGGGAGCAGAGCGGAGGACUCUGCAGGAACAGCUCCUUCACCAGCGUCCAAUCAUCAGGCAACACUGGAGAUGGCCACCAGCCCUCAUAACACCUCCACCACCAUCGAGCCGCCCGCUACCACCGCCGGCCUGACCACUCAGUCUUUGAGUCCAGUUUCUACGACAGCGGCAGGGACCAUACCCUUGACUUCUGCAACGACAGUAUCGACCAAAAUGUUGCCGACAUCACAACCAAUAAAAGUGACGGCAGCGCCUUCCACAAUCUCCACAGAAGCAGCAUCCCCUCCAGCUCCUGGAACCGCAGCCACUUCAUCCUCUCCAGCUUCUGAAACCACAAAACCUCCAGUUCCUGGAACCACAAAACCUCCAGCUCCUGGAUCCGCAGCCACUUCACCCUCUCCAGCUACUGGAACCGCAGCGGCUCCAGCUCCUGGAUCCGCAGCCACUUCACCCUCUCCAGCUACUGGAACCGCGGCGACCCCGACACCACUUCCUCGGGCAACCACGCUCACAAGUACGCUGCCAUCCUCAAGCGUGCCAACGCCGCUACGGAGUACCACAACACCAACCACCAAAGCUACAGCAGCUAGUGCCGUCGUAACCACUGACACCACCACCCCCGCCAAACCCGUGGUCUUGGUAACAGGCCUUUCAGGACUGGGAGCGGCCGGGGCGGCUCUGACCAGACACCUGGUGGACACGGCGUCCCUGCUGGCUGUCCUGGUCUUCGGACUGCUCUUCUUCCUGGCCACGGUAGCAGUGUUUGUAACGCAGGCGUACGAGAGCUACCGGAGGAAGGACUACACGCAGGUGGACUACCUGAUCAACGGCAUGUACACGGAUUCUGGCGUCUGACCGAGCGACGGGGGGG